Contarinia nasturtii (swede midge) is the source of this 759-nucleotide messenger RNA. RefSeq names its product odorant receptor 67d-like. Lineage: Eukaryota; Metazoa; Arthropoda; Insecta; Diptera; Cecidomyiidae. Gene Ontology annotation, cellular component: plasma membrane. The transcript is spliced from 5 exons. The record is from RefSeq and is a predicted model, not a curated record. Gene Ontology annotation, molecular function: odorant binding; olfactory receptor activity. The coding region runs from base 1 to 759 and encodes 252 amino acids. Gene Ontology annotation, biological process: sensory perception of smell; detection of chemical stimulus involved in sensory perception of smell.
AUGAUUGUGAUGAUGAUUUCAUUCAUUGGAGCAGUUAUUGGACCAUUCUAUCGAUAUCUUGACGAUGGAACAUUGGUUACGCUUUAUUCUCUGAAAUUGCCAUACUUUCACAAUGAUUUACACACGGAAUUCAUGAUAAAUGCAAUAGGGCAAACGAUUGUCACCAUAGUGGGCUUUUUUGGGCUGUCUCUUGUGGAAGGUGUACUCACUUUUAUCAAUACCACCGUUACCAUUUCUUCGAGUCUGUGUCAAUUGGAAUUCGAAGAACUAUCAGGCUGUCUCGAAAAUAAAUCAGAAACCAUUCAUAAAACACGUGAAAAACUAAAGAAUAUCUACAUGAAAAUUGCAUACUUUGAUGAGUACAUCGUAACUUGUAGCAAUAUCAAUUAUUGGAGACACUUUUUGGCCCCACCGUCAUUUACAUUUUCCAUAGCCAUAUCGAUUUAUUGUCAAAAAGUGAUGGACUUCCCGGCUGGAUAUGGAUUGGCGGUUGUUUCUUACGUUCAAAUGGCUGUCAUGUGUUAUAUAGGACAGAGUAUUGCCGAUAGAAACGACCGUUUAGUCAGAGCGUUAUACGACUUUAAAUGGUAUCUUUUACCAAUAGAAGAUCAAAAGGAUGUGCGACAUAUGAUUCUCCGACUUCAGAAUGAGGUCUCCUUCACAAUGGGACCAUUUGAAGAACUAAAUUUUGAAACCUUAAAAAUUCUUAGUCGAAGGGUCUACUCGUUUUUGAUGUUUUUGAUCAAGUUUAAGUCGUAA